This is a messenger RNA of Armigeres subalbatus, 628 nucleotides long. Its product is annotated as lysozyme-like. Gene Ontology annotation, molecular function: lysozyme activity. NCBI's taxonomy places the organism in Eukaryota, Metazoa, Arthropoda, Insecta, Diptera, Culicidae. The coding region runs from base 63 to 512 and encodes 149 amino acids. The record is from RefSeq and is a predicted model, not a curated record. The transcript has 2 exons.
UUCUACGCUCAGUUAGACAACUUAAGUGAAAGCGCGUGGUUGGUGAACCACCCCCGGACAGAAUGAAGAACGACGCAAAUUCGUUGGCACUGCUGAUGCUGCUGCUGGUGGGAGCUUUGGUUCUAACCGAAGCGAAAAAGUUCGACAAGUGCUCUCUGGCCAAAGCCUUGCUGGCCCAGGGCUUCAACAAGGGCGACCUCCGGAACUGGGUCUGCCUGGUGCAGAACGAGAGCGGCAUGGACACCACCAAGAAGAACAACAACCGCAACGGAUCCACCGAUUGGGGCCUGUUUCAGAUCAACGACCGGUACUGGUGCAAUCCGCAGGAUAAGAGCAAAAAAACGUCCAACGAGUGCAAGACCAAUUGUUCGGAAUUCCUGAAGGACGACAUCAGCAAGGCUUCCACGUGCGUCAAAAAGAUCUUCAAGCGGCACGGUUUUCGGGCCUGGUAUGGAUGGAUCAACCGGUGUGAGGGAAAAACGCUACCCGAUCUGAGCAAGUGCGGUUUGUGAAAAUACCAUACCGAAUGUUCCACGUUGUUUAGAUUGUUUAGAUAAGUGAGAGUGCUGUGCAAAUUGUUUACAAUUCGGUCAGUAUUUAAUAAGCAAAUAAAAAUUGAGAUACAAAA